Aphanomyces invadans is the source of this 1972-nucleotide messenger RNA. RefSeq lists its product as hypothetical. The transcript has a single exon. Lineage: Eukaryota; Oomycota; Saprolegniomycetes; Saprolegniales; Verrucalvaceae. Bases 1146 to 1877 code for a protein of 243 amino acids. The record is from RefSeq and is a predicted model, not a curated record.
GCAACGAGCCAUCGUACCACGUGACCCGCGAGAUCGCGUCCGUGCCGUUGAUUUUCUUGGUGUCGAGCGCGACUUUCCAACCCGCAACCUGUUGCGGCUUCACCGACGCAAGGCCGAUGGGAAUGUCAAUGCUAAUGUUCGUCGUCACGGCCCCCGGGAACGAGUGCCCCACGCGAAACACCGCGACAGUGUUGGCAUUGGGCGCGGCGACGGGGGGCAAAAUCGAAAAGUGCGCCGACGUCGACGUCGCCAUCGCGACGAGAGCGGCCAUUGCUGUGAACAAGUGCAUUGUGUCGGGGUGGUCGGAUAUACACAAGUGAUGACCAACAUAAUUCGGACCAUGGCGACUGGUCCCGUCUGUCGCUCGGGCGAGAGGUGGACGUCGACGUUGCCGGCACACCACACCACAGACGCAUGAAUCAGACGAGGGGUUCGAGGCGCCAAUGACUUGCCAGGACACGUCCCAAGGCACAGCGAGGCGGUGUGCUCGUUCUGAGUACACCCCCAAAGCUUCAAACCUUUCCCAUGCCCUGAAUAUGGUGCCAUCAGGUGCCAAGUGCCAUGAACUAGCGAGCACCAUCAUGUACAAGUCAAUUCAGCAUCACAUCCACGCGCUGGCGCUGCAGGACGACGAUGUGCCAACACACGGCGCAACCUUGGCUUCGCUGCCGCCUCCAUGCAUCGACGGCGAUGCUGCAUGGUCUUGGCCACGACCGUCGUUCGUUUGCAACAUAAGUACACGUUCACCGCGACAGCAGUGAUGACUCGAUCACAUCUCGCACUGUUCGCUUGCCGGGAUCGGUGCGACGUUGUGCGGUGGGUGUGGAGAGCCAAAACAGGGCCAAGGGCACGGACACCGGUCAGCGAUGUGUUUUCUCGACAAUGGCGAGGGAUCACGGCGCCAGGCAACUCGGUCGGCCAUCGUGACGCUUUGCUCGCUGGUUGCAUCGACUUGGGAAGUCGACGACGUGAGCUGUGGUCCAGGAAUUCAUCUGUUCCAGGCGCGGCGACGUUGCUGUGUCGCCGAGUCUAGACGGAACCACACAUGCUGUGGAUGUCGUUUGCAAUAGCAAGGACUGCAUGGUCCCAAACACGGACAACACUUUCGUGGACGUUGUAGUCCCACGUGGCGUUGGUUGGUCAUCAUGCGGUGCCCAUGUAGAAUGGUGGGCAUGUCAGAAGGGCGUAUCAAUUCCUUUGGUCCGCAUGAUUUCAUGAGGAGCCGCCUCUGGACCUUGACAGGUGGCGAGAGCCAUUCCCUGUGGCAACAAGUUCAAGCGACCAGCAUGACCAGUCGUCGUUGGCCACGGCCGUAUUGUUCGUACUCUUUUCAACAUUGUCGACGGCUCGACAUCACGAACGUGUGGUACGCGUUGGUCGCAAUUGUGGCCUCACAAGUAGAGGACAGUGAAUUUGGGGGUGGGUCGGCGAGCAUCCCCGUGGCGUCCUGCGUCGAUGUCCAUGCCAACGUGCCGUUGGGAACUGUGACUUGGGUCCACGGAAAACCAGCUCGACUUGCCGACUUGCUCGGGUUUGACGGAUGCAAUGCCCACGGGAAUGCCGACCGCGACGUUUUUCGUGGUCGCACCAGGGAACGAGUGUGGCACACGAGCCAGCAUCGUCAGGCGGCCGUCGUCGGAGGGUUGAGCGAGACAUGUGCCGACGGUACGGUCGUCGAGUGGACGACGUGCAUCAUGCAAACACACGCGGCGGUGUGGACUUGGCAAGACCGAUGCACACCCGCCAACGUGACAGCAAUUGUUGAACGGGCACGCGAUUUCGUGCCGGAUGCACAUGUCGUGACGAGCGAUUCCAACUCAAGCACGCCAAGGCAUGCCGGAGCGCUUGUCUACUGGUUCGUGGAGGAGUCAAAGUAGAUGCUGCCGAUGUCGCGACGAGCUAGCGGCGUGACCACGUUCUCUCGGACACGGGGUGAACGAGAUGUUGGCACUAAAUCGAUGGAUAUGGUCAU